Molecule: messenger RNA, 954 nt
Organism: Periconia digitata
Lineage: Eukaryota; Fungi; Ascomycota; Dothideomycetes; Pleosporales; Periconiaceae
Source: the annotation of a GenBank genome assembly
AUGUAAAAAUGUAAAAGUCUAUCAGUCAUACUAACUCGACGCGCAAUGUGAAAGUGGCAGAGACAACAAAGUCCACGUCAACACGGUGAACGAGUGAAGGCGGCCAUGGUCCGUGUUGUGUUUGCAUACAACGAACGGAUGUUGUGGCAGUGGAUGUCAGCUGAUCCAGCAAUGUUUACAUUCGGUUUACCGCAGCUUGUCAGUGGAGCCAAAAGCCAGGCAGGCAGCCUUGGAAGCACCCCCACCAGGCUACCAGGAGGACAGCAACGCCCCCUUCAAAAUCUUGCCCCGCUACACUCAGCUCCAAGCCUCACCACAUCAACACUCCGAAAAACCCCCCCGCGCAUUACGUUGCCAGGCAGCGACGCCCGUCUACGUUUGCGACCCCACUACCACGCCCACUAUCCCACACCGUCAACACUCGCCGCUGACGACACCAAACAGUCUCCUGAUAAAGCGCUGCCUUGCCCACCCCUCCUGAAACCCACUCUCCUCUUUGAAAUUCGAUCAUCACCAUGUGUCUCCGUCGCCCCCGAGUGCAUCAGCGCAUUCAACGAGCUCAAGCUCGGCAAGGAUAUCAAAUACAUCAUCUACAAGAUUAGCGAUGACUGGAAAGAAAUCGUAGUCGAGGAGACAUCCAAGGAUGGCGACUGGACAUCGUUCCGCGAGAAGCUCAUCAACGCCAAGUCCAAGGACCGCCGCGGCAAGGAGGGCAUUGGCGGCCGUUACGCCGUCUUCGAUUUCACCUACGAGAGCGGCGAGGGUCCUAGGAGCAAGAUCACCUUCAUCAGCUGGUGCCCCGAUGAUGCGCCUCAAUACCCCCGCAUGAUGUACUCCUCCUCCAAGGAGGCCAUCAAGCGCGCCCUCAACGGUCUCGCUGCCGACAUUCAAGCCAACGACGCCGACGACAUCGAGUGGGACAGCAUCCUCAACCGUGUCUCCAAGGGCCGUUAA